Larimichthys crocea (large yellow croaker) is the source of this 1453-nucleotide messenger RNA. RefSeq names its product gastricsin. Gene Ontology annotation, biological process: proteolysis. The transcript has 9 exons. The record is from RefSeq and is a predicted model, not a curated record. NCBI's taxonomy places the organism in Eukaryota, Metazoa, Chordata, Actinopteri, Sciaenidae. Gene Ontology annotation, molecular function: aspartic-type endopeptidase activity. The coding region runs from base 56 to 1210 and encodes 384 amino acids.
UCAGACCUGAGCAGAGUUGUAUCCAUCCAGCAGUGCUGUGCGUACAGGAGGGAUCAUGAAGUGUCUUGUUGCUCUUUUGGUCUUUGUGGUGCUCGCAGAGGGAAUCGUCAGGAUCCCUCUGACGAAGCACAAGUCUAUGCGUGAGGCCCUGAGAGAGAAAGGGAUCGAGGUGCCUUACCAGGAUCCAGCUAGCAAAUACCAGAACAAUGAGUUCUCCACCUCUGCCAACAUGUACAUCAACAACUACGCUGAUACCACUUACUAUGGACCCAUCACCAUCGGAACACCUCCCCAGUCCUUCCUGGUGCUGUUUGACACCGGCUCUGCCAACCUGUGGGUGGACUCCAUCUACUGUAACACUCAGGCUUGCAACGCACACACAAAGUUCAACCCCCAGCAGUCCUCCACCUACAGUGCCAAUGGACGGAAUUUUUACCUGCCCUACGGAGCUGGAAGCCUCUAUGGAAUCUUUGCAUAUGACACCGUGAAUGUUGGAGGCAUUGUCAUCAAUAACCAGGAGAUUGGUCUAAGCACAAAUGAGCCUGGUCAGACCUUUGCUGUGGCCAAGUUUGACGGCAUCCUCGGCCUGUCCUACCCAAGCAUCUCAGCUGGUGGAGAGACUCCCGUCAUGGACAACAUGAUUUCUCAAAAUCUCCUGGAUGCCAACAUAUUUGCUUUCUACCUUUCUAGGGGAGGACAGCAGGGCAGUGUGCUCUCUUUUGGAGGAGUUGAUGAACAGUUGUACCAGGGCGAAAUCUACUGGACCCCUGUCACCUCUGAGACUUACUGGCAGAUUGGUGUUGACGGAUUCCAGAUCAAUGGUCGCGAGACUGGCUGGUGCUCUCAGGGCUGCCAGUCUAUUGUGGACACUGGAACCUCCAUGCUGACAGCUCCAAGCAAUUAUCUGGGUUACCUCAUGCAGGCCAUUGGAGCCCAACAGUCCCAGUAUGGAAUGUACAUGGUGGACUGCAGCCAGGUCAACAACCUGCCAACUCUCAGCUUUGUUAUCAGCGGCGUUGCCUUUCCUCUGCCUCCUUCUGCUUACAUCAUGCAGCAUGGAUACCAGUUCUGCACAGUGGCCAUCACUCCUACCUACCUGCCAUCUCAGAAUGGCCAGCCCCUGUGGAUCUUUGGAGACGUAUUCCUCAGAGAGUAUUACUCCAUCUAUGACCGCACCAACAACCGUCUUGGUUUUGCUACUGCUGUCUAAGUGUCUUCAGUGUAACCUAACCUGACCAUAAACCUGAUCAGAUAAUAAUGAUUAAAUCAAACUGAGGUUUUGGUUAAUCUCAAACAACUUUCACUGUAAAUUACAGUACAUAAUAUUGUUGUACAUGUCUUUUACAUCUUGAAAUAGGUACAGAGAUACAGAGAUAGUCACGUUUGUAUAUUCAAAACAGAAACGUGUCCAUGAAAUUGCACCAAGCAAAAUAAAAGUGAAAAUGCAAGUGUU